AAAAGCUUUUACACGUGCAUAAUGUUGCUUUGUCUCAUGUUUAAAGUGAAGUUUCAUAUCUCACUCCACCUUACUGGUGCAUACACAAAACAACUAUUUCCUAUAUUUUUAGCCAAUCACUCAUCCUGCAGGCAAAGUGGGUGUGGCUCUCUCAGGUCUAAGCUAAAGGGCUUCUUGUUCCAUCAGCGAGUUUCUGUCUUGGAUAGCAGGCGGUGCGUGCUAGGAUGAGAAUUUUCCUACAUCUGCUGGUUGCGUUAGCAGCCAUCGGAGAAUGUCAAGGUGGUAGCAAGGACCACAGUCGAUUGAAACGGGAUGUUUUACUGCGUUCUAAAAGGAGAUGGGUCCUGUCCACAAUUGAGCUACAGGAAGAAAUGGAGGUGGAAUACCCAUUCAAAAUCACAACGAUGCACAAUGACAAGACUCAAGGGAAGAAAUACAAGUUUGUAAUAAGUGGAGAUGGUGUUCAUGAUGGAUUGUUCUCCAUUGAUGAUGUAACCGGAGACGUUUAUGUGCACAAAAAAGUUGAUAGAGAGGAGAAAGAGAUUUAUCACAUCACAUUUGAUGUCUGGGACGAAUCAGCCAACACAAAAAUGGACAGGGAGCUAUCUUUUGAUGUCCAAGUAAAAGACUUAAAUGAUAAUGCACCAAUGUUUACCAAUAUUACGAAAAUAGUCAGCGUGGAUGAAAAUACGGCGGAAGGAUUCCUGCCAGCAUCUAUGGAGUUUAAAGAUAAAGAUAAGGAGAAAACAAUCAACUCAACGGUCUCAAUCAGUGUGGUUUCUCAGAACCCGGCAGAGCCUAAGAUUAAUGUCACACAGAUUGAUGACAGAAUGGCUCGACUCACCUUCAAAGGAUGUUUUGACUAUGAUAAAGCAAAGCAGUUUAAAGUAAAAGUCACAGCAAGUGAUCAUGGAAAGCCACCUCUUUCCACCACUGAAGUUAUUACGCUCAAUAUUGUCAACAAAAACAAUAACGCUCCAAAGUUCAAGCAGAAACAGUACGAAGUUGAGGCUGUGGAAAUGACUACCCAUGAUGAUAUUUUGAGAAUUGCAGUAGAGGACAAGGAUGCUCCUAACACUGAUGGCUGGAAGGCCAAGUACUACUUCAUCAGUGGCAAUGAAGAAGAAAUCUACAGCCUUAGAACUGACCCAAAAACUAAUGAGUGUAUUCUGAGUGUUGUCAAGGAGAAGAAUUACAACCAAAAUACUUUGGUGAACCUGACAAUCGGAGCUGAAAAUGUUGAGCCCUUAUUCAUUUGUAAAGAUAAUAAACUGAUUAAAGAUCCAAAGCUGCUCCCACCUCCAGAUUCAGUCAAUGUUACAGUGAAAAUGCUCGAUACCAAUGACGCACCAGUGUUUGAAAAAUAUACAGACGAGGUGUAUCAGGUAGAAGAGUCGGAGCCAGGACAGGUGCUCUACACUCCAAAGGUUCAGGAUAUCGACUCACCCAAUGUCAGAUUUGUCAUGGUAGAAGAUCCAGCUGGUUGGAUGUCUCUUGAUGAAAAAACUGGAAAAAUUACAACAAUCAAGAAAAUGGACCGAGAGUCACCCUUUGUUGAUGAAAACAAUAUUUACCGAGUUGUUUUUGCUGCUAUAGAUGACGGCACACCUCCUGCCACAAGCACCUGCACCAUCAAGGUCCACCUCAAGGAUAUCAAUGACAACACCCCUAAGCUGGUCAACUCAAGUAUGAUCUUUUGUGAUAACAAAGUUAUCAAGAUCAUGGUGCCUGCUGAGGACAGUGAUGCAGAGCCAUACAGUGGACCUUUCAUCUUUACCUUGACGGGUGAUAAAACUCUGAAACGGCUGUGGAAACUUGACCCUGCUCAUGGGGAACAAGCUGGCCUUGUUGCUCUGAAGUCACUUGAGAGGGGUAAUUACUCCAUUCCUCUGCUGAUUCAGGACAAACAGAAUAUGAUUGGACACGAGACGUUGGAGGUGGAGGUUUGUGAUUGUGGAGGAGGAAAUGCUUGUGUCAGGACUAUAAAUCCACUCUCAACUAACGUCAGUGAUGCUGCCAUUGGAACAAUAAGCCUUGGACUGCUUUUAUUUCUGAUACUGCUGGUCAUUUUUGUUUGCAAUCAACCCAAAAGAAAUUUCCAGUCUUUUGAGGACCAGGGCCAGCAGUCACUAAUCCAUUACAAUGAAGAAGGGAUGAGCGUUGACUGCAAGGCAGAGCCUGUUCAUUUGACACAAGCAAAUGGUGAAAUUGUGACAGAUGGUGUCAAACACAGCUUUGUACAGAAAACUGAGGCAGCCCGAGAUAUGUGGUAUGAUGAGAGGCAUCACAUCAUCACCAUAAACUCACGCAAGAGCACGAGGAUGGGCGCAGGCAUGGACACAGGCAUGGGCGCACGACAAGAAAGAUACUCCAGAUCAAGCUAUGACGGCUCAUCAAGAUUUUCAACAGGGGGUGGCAGCAGGAGGAGCACAGUACGGCGGAGCACCUCGAUGUAUAGACGUUACCCCCAUCUCCAAAAAUUAGUGGAACAUAGUCUUAGCAAAACAUGUCACGAAGAAGCAGAAGGACAGGAGAACAGUCCUAUUAAGUUUGCAUAUGAGGGGGAGGGCAGCCGUUGCGGGUCACUGGAUGAGCUAACGUUUGACAUCCUGGAUGGAAACUUGUCCUUUCUGGAUCAUCUAGGGCCGCGGUUCAACACCUUGGCGGUGAUGUGUAAUUCCUCAGCUGUGAAAGCUACAGAAGAGCUAGAGACGUUCACAACUUAGUCACUUUUCUUUUAGUGUCUGAUUACAAGUUACAAACUGGUUUAACUGGAUUUCCUGUGAAGUGAAAAAGCAAUAUGGAUAUUGUACAUUUUGUACAAUAUGGAUUUAAAAGAGACAUCUUUUGGUAUUUGCAUCUAUCCAUGGGACAACAAUGUCUGCACUAGCAGCCCUGUUGUGUUUGCUGUAAUUCAUGAACAUGUCAUGCUUUGGUAGUUUUGAAAAGCCACAUUCUCUAAGUAGUUGUAUGAUUUUUUUAUUUUAUUUUUGUUUUGAUUAGAAUUUUUUUUCAUUACUUUUCUAACAUGUGAGGGGUUGGAGCUACCUAACAGCAAUCUUUCUAUUUAUGGUGGUUUUUAUAAAAGGUCACAGUUGUUCCACAUGUGGAACAGAAAAGAAACAGGGAUUUUUGCAUUUACAAACUGCAUAAUUGUUGGUUUUUAAUUGAACAUUCAACCAGGAGCACUAGUUUAAUCUCACAAGUUUGGAAAAACCUUUUUAAGGCAAUUGUAAAAGGCUGUUUGGGGGAUGGUGGGGGGGG
This is a messenger RNA of Nothobranchius furzeri (turquoise killifish), 3264 nucleotides long. RefSeq names its product cadherin-like protein 26. Lineage: Eukaryota; Metazoa; Chordata; Actinopteri; Cyprinodontiformes; Nothobranchiidae. The record is from RefSeq and is a predicted model, not a curated record. Gene Ontology annotation, biological process: cell-cell junction assembly; calcium-dependent cell-cell adhesion; multicellular organism development. Gene Ontology annotation, molecular function: cadherin binding; calcium ion binding. Gene Ontology annotation, cellular component: adherens junction; catenin complex; plasma membrane.